CUCGUCAGCAGGGCGUGGCUUGAAAGGGAAGUUCUCUUUUUUGCCUGGUAAGAUUGUUUGUUGCUAUUUGUAGCUAGCUAGAUUACAUUAAUAUAAUAACUGUCUUUAUGUUUUAGAUUCAUUGUAACAUUUAAAGUAAUCUGUAGUUUACUUGCGGAAUUUUGUCAGAAUGACGCCGAUACAGUUUGUAAUCUCCGCCUACGCUAGCUAGCAUUAGCAAGCUAGCUAACUGGUGAUAGCUACCUAACAACAAAUGUCAGGACAGGUUGCUGUUGCUAACAUGAAAAAUGCAGGAACUAAUGGCUGAGCUAGUAACGUUAAUGGAAUUUAAUGCGAGUCCCUGUUCAAUAAGUUAUUGUCCCGCUUAUUGCUUGUAAAACUGUAAUGCUGAGGCAAACCUCCUGUGAAUAUUUGCUAUAUUUAAUUUGGCCAAAUUACCUUCUGUAAUCUUGCCAGCGCAGAAUCAUAUCUCUAAAAUCCUGUCCAUGGCCAAAGGAACCACUCCCUCUUCGAAAAAAAUAAAAUAAACCAGCCCGCGAAAUCGGGAAUGCUAAUUAAACAGUGACGCAAAAACCAUGCAGCGCACUUGACGGGUAGAAUUGUUCCCCAUUGAAACCCCUAAAAGCCAAUUUAUGCUUGAUCCGAAAUGUGGUCGGAGGCGCCGUUUGGAAGGUGUGACGCAAACGCGGAGGCACGCAGAUGCCAAAUUGACCUCUGUACCGCAUCGCCGUGGCUUCUCACAUUUUGUAACAAUGUGGAGGUCUCCAUAUAUCUCCGCAUUUACAUGAUUGGUUGACAGUAUGUGAUUGCGCCAGGUCUGUAUAAACACAAACUCUCUUUCUUGACAACUUUCUUCACACCGCUCUGCACUGCUUGGCAAAGCGCAAGAAGUAUGAAUGCCCUGACUUCUGCAGAGGCCAUAUGAAAUGCUACACUGACAAUGCAGACAAUGAAUUGACCAUGUAGUGCCUUUUAGUGUCCCACAGCCUCCAAACAGACAUAACAUAAAAUUUUGUUUUGGAGAGACUAUUGCAUGCUGUAAUUAUCAUUGCCUAUGCUUUUUUAACCAAUAGGUUUUGAAACCAUGGACCAAAAGAUCCCGUAUGAUGACUACCAACUCCCAGUUGUCUUUUUGCCUUCCUACGAGAGUCCCCCAGCAUGGAUAGCCCCGCAGGAGGUAUGAGCCUGACAUGACAUCCAUACCCUGUCAUAACACUGGCAACAUUCAGUCUAGGGCGCCACCACCACAGAUCUUCAACGAUGUUCCCUCUGUGUCUGUCUGUGUAGCGGAUCCACCAUCCUGACUACAACAAUGAGCUGACCCAGUUCCUGCCACGCACCAUCGUGUUGAAAAAACCUCCAGGGGCACAGUUAGGCUUCAACAUCCGUGGGGGCAAGGCCUCCCAGCUGGGCAUCUUCAUCUCCAAGGUGUGUGUGUGCGUGAGAGAGAGGAUGAGGCUGAGCCUGGUGCUACUGCCCAAUCUCCUUAAUCUCUCUGUGUGUGUAUGAUAGGUGGUCCCAGAUUCAGAUGCCCACAGGGCAGAGCUCCAGGAGGGAGAUCAGGUGCUGUCUGUCAAUGAGGUGGACUUCCAGGACAUAGAGCACUCGAGGGUUAGUGAUAUGCUGUAGAAUGUACACACCAGUGGAGGCUGGUGGGAGGGGCUAUAGGAGGAUGGGCUCUUGUAAUGGCUGGAAUGGAAUCAAUGGAAUGGUGUUCGACUUUGUUCCAUUGAUUCCAUUCCAGCUAUUACAAGAGCCCGUCCUCCUAUAGCUCCUCCCACCAGCCUCCUCUGGUACACACAACACUAUACCUCUUGAUAAAUCUCAUUACUUCAUUUUGUACUUCAACACUAACUUAUGUUUAUAAAAAGGUUCACAUUUUUCAGGCAUACAUUUGUCACUCAUAGAAAAAGUUUAUUCUCCUCUCAGGCUGUUGAGAUUCUGAAGACUGCCAGAGAGAUUCUGAUGAGGGUGCGCUUCUUUCCCUACAGUAAGUGUUGCUAUCACCUGCUCCGCCAUCUAUUAUUUAGAAGGUGCCUACAUUUUAUAUAAAUGAUGCCAUUAUUGUCUCAGUUUAUCUCCUCUCCAACCUGUGGAGUUUUAAACUUCAUGUUUCUCACAGACUACCAGAGACAGAAGGAAAGGACUGUGCACUAGGUGGCAGAAGAGUUCCCCGGGAGAGUGAGUGAGACAGUGUCCAUCUCAUAGGAGUUGAUGUCCUUGGUGGAUAGACCUGCACUUCACUAGUGUCCUCCUCCCACAGACAACAGCCCCCGCCCUCUGUUUCAAUCUAAGGAUGAACGACCGCAUGACUAACUGGAUCCAUUCACAUUUACACCCCAGGACCACAUAAAGACGUUGCAUUCCCCCUCUGCAUACUAAACGAUGCACACUGCUUCAGAUGCUGAAAGGAUGUUGUAUCAGGUGUUCACUCACUUACACAAUGAGUCAUACAUUGAAGACAGAGACUGUUUUCUCUGGUGUUGAUGCUGACAUGCUUAGUGUUUAUUUUAUAUGUAGGGGACCUGGAGCAUUAUGGUGUGUAAAUAGCAUACAUUAUUUACAGUACUCUGAUAUGUAAACUACAUCAACUGAAGUGCAUGUCAAAGGGACAUAUUCUUAAGGGAAAUUAGAAUCACUGAAUAUGCCAUCAAAGGAUUGAGUGAUGACAGGAAUAAAGCUUGCAGCCCUUUAUUUUAAUUUUAUAAAAAUUUUACAUUUGAGUCAUUUAGCAGA
This is a messenger RNA of Coregonus sp. 'balchen', 2736 nucleotides long. NCBI's taxonomy places the organism in Eukaryota, Metazoa, Chordata, Actinopteri, Salmoniformes, Salmonidae. The record is from the annotation of a GenBank genome assembly.